CAUUCUUAUUAGUAUCAUUUACAAAAACGAAGAUGGUAGAUAUAGCAGGGGUAGUGGUUCUUGCGGUGUUUUACAUCAUUAUUCUGGGGGUAGGAAUAGUGGCAGCAAAAUUCUCUAAGACGGAAGGAGCCUCCGAGACAGAGCGGUCGUUAGUUGCUGGUAGACAACUCAACCUAGGAGUUGGCAUUCUGUCAAUUGCAGCAAGUUAUAUAGGUGGUGGAUUCUUGAACGGAUUUGCCGAAUCAGUGGCUCUCGAUGGAGUAAUCUGGAUGUUAAUGCCCGUUGGGUUAACGCUGGGAAUUUUCGUUUCAUCUUUCGCCAUCGGAGGAGUGAUGCGUAAGAGGAAAUAUUUGACAAUGUUAGAUCCAUUUAAUGAGAAAUACGGAAAGGAGGUGACUGCCGUCUUGUUUCUUGUGAGUCUUCUGGCCGAUACGCUGUGGUCUGCCUCUAUAUUAACUGCAUUGGGGACAAGCCUUUAUGUAAUGAUUGGACUGGAUUUUGAGCUGUCUGUGGUUGUAUCUGCCGUGAUCGCUGUAUUCUACACUAUGAUAGGGCAGAUGAUAGCUGUUGUCUUUACAGAUGUCGUGGAGUUGGCUUUCAUUGUCAUUGGUUUGGCAAUUGCAAUACCAUUCGCUGCAACAAAUGAAAAUGUUGACCUAAAUUCACUUCGUGAAACACAAGAUAAAUGGGCGGGUACCAUCGAGCCAAUACAGAUUGCGUCGUACAUAGAUUUAGCCGUAGGACUAUGGAUAGUUGGAAGUGUGCCAUGGCAGAGUAGCAUUCAACGAUUCUUAUCGGCCAAAUCGGUUAAAGAUGCGAAGAUAAUGGGAGUUGUUGGCGGAAGUCUGUAUACUAUUAUUGGUAUAGCUCCCAUUACUAUUGGAGUUAUAGGACGUGCGACUGACUGGAACAAUACAAGUUAUGGGGAGGAUCCUAUACAAGGUGACAAGGCAGAUAUGAUACUACCUUUAGUGAUAUACCAUCUCACGCCUAGACCCGUUGCUGUUAUAGCCUUAUGCUCCUUGACGGCUGCAGUGAUGUCAUCUGUAGAUUCUAUCAUAUUGGGAUCAAGUGGAAUGUUUACACAAAACAUCUAUGUAGUCAUCAUUCGUAAAAAGGCAUCAGCGCGGGAAAUAAUGUGGGUACAGCGAAUAACGAUGCUCGUACUGGGCGUUGCGUCAGUAAUCAUCUCUAUAUAUGGAGAAAAAACUGUCAUUGGAUUGUAUUAUGUGGGUACAGAGAUUACCAUGGUGGUUCUAUUUCCUCAAUUGAUAUGUAGCAUGUACAUAGAUGUUUCUAAUGGAUAUGGUGCUUUACUUGGCUCUGGUUUGGGAUUAGUCCUUCGUUUCGGAAAGGGAGUUCCUUCGUUAAAUCUAAUCGCUUUUAUUCCUUAUCCACCCUAUGGCACCAACGAUGAUAUAUUUCCUGUUCGAAUUCUGAGUAUAAUCGUUGCCAUUUUGACCACAAUUAUAAUAUCAUACGCUACAAAAAUGAUGUUCACGAAGGGACUCGUGGGAAGAAAGUUUGACAUGUUGAACCAGUUCUUCAAAUCUGAUCCGGAAAUAGAGACGAAUAACGAAAAUGAGGAGAGCAUAGCGUUGUUUUGACAACCAUGUGAACAUAACAGAUUAUUGCAAACCUUUAAUUACAUAUACUUUAAGCUAAAGUAGUAUGUAGAUUGUCUGGUGACUAAUGAAAUAAAACAAUAUGCUGCAAUAAUUAAUUGGUAAAUAAAAUGUGCAUGAUUCGAUCAAUUGCCUUAUUAAGGAUUGAAAAUUAAAGCACUGGUAGCACACCAUAGCGCUUCCAAAUGGCCGCUUAGGUAAUCGCAAACAAUUUCAGAUGUUAUAUCGAGGAUUAGGACUAUGUUCUGACCAUGUAGACAGGCA
Owenia fusiformis is the source of this 1889-nucleotide messenger RNA. The record is from the annotation of a GenBank genome assembly. NCBI's taxonomy places the organism in Eukaryota, Metazoa, Annelida, Polychaeta, Sabellida, Oweniidae.